Molecule: messenger RNA, 2801 nt
Organism: Actinia tenebrosa (Australian red waratah sea anemone)
Lineage: Eukaryota; Metazoa; Cnidaria; Anthozoa; Actiniaria; Actiniidae
Molecular function (GO): protein binding
Source: RefSeq, a predicted model, not a curated record
GGAUUGAUUAUGUUUGUAAGCGGGCACAAAGGUGAAUGAAAGAUUUGAUGGUGCUAAGACAGAUGGCCUAAAGGGUCGUCAUUCAUAACUACCAUUCAAGAAUAAUCGUCAGRAAAAAAUGAGAGCACGAGGAAUAUACUAAAUACCCGAUAGUGACCUGCUCUACUGAUGUAUUUGGAGCCGUGUUCAAGAGCCUCAAGUUUUUAACGUUAAAAUGAAGGCUCCGAAUUUUGAUUUAAGUUCGCUAUCCUUCGUAUCUAAAGCCCGCAAAUUUCUCAAAAGUAGAAAUAGUACCACAGAAAGACGAGAUUUCAAAGCAAUUUCAUUCUCAAAUGAAGUUUAUCAAGAAACAUGUCGACCAGUGAAGAAUAGAGAAGAGAGUUCAACUUGGAGGCACCCGUUAACAAUUUGGCAGAAAAACAACACUGAGAAAUCAAACGCGGGAGAAACGACAACCCCGCGAACUUCAGUACGAUCGUAUAAAUACCCAUGGGGUAGAAAAGAUGAUGGCGAAGUUGUAAAAAAAGAAGAGAGCGCUUCAACCAAUGAGAUACAAAAAGACGAGGGCAUCUUCACCGUAGAGCUUGUCAAACCACAUUAUGGCUACCUUGGUCUAGUCUUAGUCGGUGGUGCUGAUACUCCACUUCAGAAACAUUACGUUAAAGAAAUCUUACCAGACUCCAUAGYGGACAAGUCUGGCAGCGUGCGCAUUGGUGACGAACUAAUCGAGGUGAAUGGUCAUACGCUAAGAGGUCGCACUCACAGCUCAGCGCUGGUAGUUAUACGAACUCUUCCACCGGUGAUCAAGUUCUUGAUUGAAAGAUCAAAAGACGGAAAUAAAGGAAUUUUGUCUUCGUUCGCCUCUGAGGAACCGGAAACUGAUAGUGGAGAYCCURACAUAACUUCCCCCAAGGCAAGAUCAAGGAAAAGAAGUGUCCUUCAAAUGGCAAAUGAUUCUUGCGUCAUUAAAAAGUCUGUAAGCACCGUCAUCGACGUAGUCUCAAGAAAUAUUCCCAGUCCUCUGGUCAAACCUGCUAAACUGGUCAGGCGAGAAUCAAAAUGCACGUCGUUUGUUGGCGUUGCUAAUGGAGACGAUGACGUCAAAAGUUGCAAGGGCGGAGAGAGUGUUAAAGAUGGAGUUGUUGAUGAGGAAGCGAAUGAUUAUGAUGAUCGAUUGAGCAUGUUGAGCAAUACGUCCGAAUGGUGUGCGAGACAGAUGACAAUGUCUACUCCUUCACAAGAUUCCACAAUUCAAAAUGACGAUUUGUCUGAUGUCAUGUCGACGUUUUCAAUGAGCACCUUGUCGGAAAGCCUCCCGGAGCCCUUUACAGAAGAGGCGUUGGACAGACAUGAGGAAUAUGUCCCUUGUUAUCAAUCUACGCCCCUACGUCAUGGGUCUCUCAGAAAAUCAAGGGUCCUUACUGAGUCCAUCAUUGAAGUGGACUCUGACGAAGACGAGGAAAAAGUGCCCAGUGAGCCCAAAAUGUUUUUGCGCCGCGGUUCUCUCAGAGCAAGAGGGAGCCUGGCUCUAAGGCGAGUGAGUUGUAUCGAAGACGAAGAAGAGAGAGCAACAUGGCCGACAUCAACGAGACGUCAGAGGGCCUCACUUAAUUGGGACACUUUUGUACCUCCACCMGACAGACCCGUAAGAAGAAGCUCCUCUGGAUGUAUCAGGCCCUCGUCCAUGUAUACAAAUAACGUCCCUUCUGGAAAGACUUCUGAGCAAGCCAAACAGUCWUCUCGUCGACUUCAACGUUCAAACAGCACUGGAAAAUACAUCGACAAACAAACUCUACGAACUAAAGUCUACAGGAAGCAAAAUACCGGAGGGUGGGGAUUCACUAUUGCCGGAGGAGUCUGUUCUCCGUACGGGGAUUUGCCCAUACAUAUUCUAGACAUUGAAAAUUCCACAACAGCGGGAGGAAGCUUGCUGAAAAAGGGGGACGAAAUUGUCUCAUUCGGUGGAGAAAACUUUGAAAAUAUCACAUUCUUGGAAGCAAAUAGAAAAAUGAGAAACUUUGAAGAAAAUYGUGCGACUGUCAUCAUAAAGAGAAAAUACUUGCACAGAAAGAAAAUGCAGGCUUGUAGUACGUUUGCAGAAGCGUGGAACGAACAGGCAAGGCAGAGCCAACGAAUAAGGCAAAGACCAGAGUCUUUUUAUUACUAAAUGCACAUGCAAAACUGACCCAGAAAACCAUAACACCUACAUUAACCUUUUCUAAGUUGUAACACAAUAUAAAGCAUAAUGAAAAAAAAGAUGUUUGUGCACGAAUACAGUCAACUCUCGCCUUGCGAACACCCCGAUAUUACGUACACCUUGCUAUUACGGACAGGAGGAAAAUCCCCGACAAAAAUAUUGACAAAGAAAUGAUCGUAAUAAAUUUUCGCUAUUGCGGACGCUCGCUAUUACGGACAYGAAGUGACGGUCCCGAGGGUGUCCGCUGUAACGAGAGUUGACUGUAACACGAAUKAACUCACGAAUUAAGGAAUUAUUAUAGAAAGUACUAUACGCGAUUUGAUCUCACAAUGUCGAGCGUAACAUGUUUCACUCAGGUCUUAGCUGCCAUUCAGAGUCGUUAGUCAAGUUUUAUUUACAGCUUUAUUAUUAAAGUGCCUAACCAUAUUCUAACCUAACCCAUAGUUAGGGGGUGUAAAGAAUUUUUCUACCGUCAAGCUCAAUUAGAUUGCACUCGGUAUAAAACACAAGAAAAUCUCUAAGAUUCCUCAUUGACCUAAAUAUAAUAAAUCACAAAAACYGUUAAUCAAUCAUCAAUAAAGAAGAAUUUCUCAAGUGAAUGUAA